Coregonus sp. 'balchen' is the source of this 3613-nucleotide messenger RNA. Lineage: Eukaryota; Metazoa; Chordata; Actinopteri; Salmoniformes; Salmonidae. The record is from the annotation of a GenBank genome assembly.
AUGAAUGACAAUGACUUCAGUUUAACAAUUAGGAAACUGACUCUGCAAGACUCAGGGGAAUAUCUAGUUUUUGCUGAAACAGACAAGCAACUUCCCACUAAGGCUGUGACUCUGCAGGUUCACGGUAGGCAGCUACUUUUCAAUGACUAUAGUGUUAAUGACAUCUUCCAUCCUUUGUCUUACACUCUGGUAACAUCUUGUUGACGACUGAUUACAUCUCUCUCUUCUCGUCUAUCUCUAUAGAGCAGACGGGGGCAUAGACGAAGAUAUCCGCUCUCUCUCUCUCUCCUCUCUCUCUUCUCUCUUCUCCUCUCUUCUCUCUCUCUCUCUCUCUCUCUCUCUCAUCUCUCUCUCUCUCUCUCACUCUCUCUCUCUACUCACUCAUCACUCACUCACUCCUCAGAGAGCCUAUAUCCAAGGGUGGUGAUCCAGACAGACAUCAAGCUAUUGGCCAACCACUCCUGUUCAGUGUGGCUGGUGUGCAACGCAUCCAGUUACUCCAACCUCACCUACACCUGGAAGAGAGACAAUGAGAUGUACAUGGACGUCCAGCAGAUUCACUUCUCUCUCUCACCAGCAGAGGGAGACAUUAGUGUAACGUGCAACGCCUCCAACAUAAUCAGUUGGAAAAUUGCCUUAGCGACAGUAAAGUGUUAGUAAUGACACAAACCAACCCAGUCCGUAGAUAUCAUAAUAAUCCCUUCCAAACACUUUCAGGGUGCUUAUACACUUAUGUUGUCAAAUAUAAUAUGUAAUACUUAUGAUUACAUUUACAUCAUUUAGCAGACACUGUUAUCCGGCUCGGGUAUUCAAAUCAACAACCUUUCGGUUAAUGGCCCCAUGCUCUAAACUGUGUGUGUGUGUGUGUGGGAGGGGGUGUACAGUAGUGUGUACAGGUAAGUGCUGAAAUAAAAGAAACACAAACAUAAAGUGUAUUAAUAAGGCGUUCCUUGGCUUGGAUUGUACAAUUGUCUGGAACUCUGUUGGAGGGAUGGAACACCAUUCUUCAAUGAGAAAUUACAUAAUCUAGUGUUUUGUUGAUGGUAGGUGAAAAACGCUGUCUCAGGCGCCACUCCAGACCCGAAUCUCCCAUAAGUAUUCAAUUGGGUUGAGAUCUGUUGACUGAUUGACACACACACACGCACCCUUUAAAACCCCUAUGCUCCUUUGAGACCCCUCUUGAAAAGUCCCUGAGAUGUCUUCUUGUAGCCAUGGUAGCGAAAAGAAUGGGCAACUGGGCAUUUUUAUACAUGACCCUAAGCAUGACGGGAUGUUAAUUGCUUAAUUAACUCAGGAACCACACCUGUGUGGAAGCACCUGGUUUCAAUUUUCUUUGUAUCCGUCAUUUACUCAAGGGUUUCGUUUAUUUUGGCAGUUACCUGUAUAAGAUAUAGAGCCCUGUAAUCUUUAUCAUAUUGUACAGUCUAAUCAUGUGUGUUGUACAAUAUGUGACAGGACUGGCAUGGUAUACCAUCUACAUCGGAGUAUCAGUAGGAGGCGCUGUGGUGCUGAUCCUCAAUGGAGCUGUGGCAGUGUUCUACUGCAGGGGCCGCCGUGACACAGGUAUGUACAGCUUAGGGCCCUUAACUAUACUUACAGUUACAUUUCAGGUGGUUCUAGAAAUAUUGUUCAGCUGAUAUGAUUUUUUUUUUCUUCCAUUUGGGGAUUUGCUAGAAAUUGAAAAAAGUGUGAGACCCCUCAUCAGUGUUGUUUAUUAAUUCCUGGGUAUGUUUGUUGAUAUCCUGUUUAAAAUGUAUCUGAUUGGUUGAUAUUUUGUUCUUAUCAAACACAGCAGAUCUACCUGACAACACAAUAUAUGCUGAUGUUAAGGACAACACAAUAAUUAAAGAUGUAAGUAUGCAUUGCCGUUAUUAUGUACAGUGAGGGAAAAAAGUAUUUGAUCCCCUGCUGAUGUUGUACGUUUGACCACUGACAAAGAAAUGAUCAGUCUAUAAUUUUAAUGGUAGGUUUAUUUGAACAGUGAGAGACAGAAUAACAACAAAAAAAUCCAGAAAAACGCAUGUCAAGAAUGUUAUAAAUUGAUUUGCAUUUUAAUGAGGGAAAUAAGUAUUUGACCCCCUCUCAAUCAGAAAGAUUUCUGGCUUCCAGGUGUCUUUUAUACAGGUAUUGAGCUGAGAUUAGGAGCACACUCUUAAAGGGAGUGCUCCUAAUCUCAGCUUGUUACCUGUAUAAAAGACACCUGUCCACAGAAGCAAUCAAUCAAUCAGAUUCCAAACUCUCCACCAUGGCCAAGACCAAAGACCUCUCCAAGGAUGUCAGGGACAAGAUUGUAGACCUACACAAGGCUGGAAUGGGCUACCAGACCAUCGCCAAGCAGCUUGGUGAGAAGAUGACAACAGUUGGUGCGAUUAUUCGCAAAUGGAAGAAACACAAAAUAACUGUUAAUCUCCCUCGGCCUGGGGCUGCAUGCAAGAUCUCACCUCGUGGAGUUGCCAUGAUCAUGAGAACGGUGAGGAAUUAGCCCAGAACUACACGGGAGGAUCUUGUCAAUGAUCUCAAGGCAGCUGGGACCAUAGUCACCAAGAAAACAUUUGGUAACACACUACGCCGUGAAGGACUGAAAUCCUGCAGCGCAUGCAAGGUCCCCCUGCUCAAGAAAGCACAUAUACAGACCCGUCUGAAGUUUGCCAAUGAACAUCUGAAUGAUUCAGAGGAGAACUGGGUGAAAGUGUUAUGGUCAGAUGAGACCAAAAUCGAGCUCUUUGGCAUCAACUCAACUCGCCGUGUUUGGAGGAGGAGGAAUGCUGCCUAUGACCCCAAGAACACCAAACCCACCGUCAAACAUGGAGGUGGAAACAUUAUGCUUUGGGGGUGUUUUUCUGCUAAGGGGACACGGCCAAGGCAACAAAGGAGUGGCUCAAGAAGAAGCACAUUAAGGUCCUGGAGUGGCCUAGCCAGUCUCCAGACUUUAAUCCCAUAGAAAAUCUGUGGAGAGAGCUGAUGGUUCGAGUUACCAAACGUCAACCUUGAAACCUUAAUGACUUGGAGAAGAACUGCAAAGAGGAGUGGAACCAAAUCCCUCCUGAGAUGUGUGCAAACCUGGUGGCCAACUACAAGAAACGUCUGACCUCUGUGAUUGCCAACAAGGGUUUUGCCACCAAGUACUAAGUCAUGUUUUGCAGAGGGGUCAAAUACUUAUUUCCCUCAUUAAAAUGCAAAUCAAUUUAUAACAUUUUUGACAUGCGUUUUUCUGGAUUUUUUUGUUGUUAUUCUGUCUCUCACUGUUCAAAUAAACCUACCAUUAAAAUUAUAGACUGAUCAUGUCUUUGUCAGUGGGCAAACGUACAAAAUCAGCAAGGGAUCAAAUACUUUUUUCCCUCACUGUAUCUGAAUAUGUGGAAGCUGUAUGUACUGUAUUGUAAUGGACUGUAUUUUUAUUCCAGACAAGAUCAAACAGUCAGGUAAACCCAAUGUCAUUCUAUGAGACUGUCAAUGAUCUGGUUUUACCAAGAUUGAACAAGGUAAGAUAUAAAAGGUCAUAAUCUUAAAAUGUCUGUGAUUGAAUGGAAUUUUAGAAUUGUCUAUUCCUUUCUUGAUGCUGAAACAGUUUCUUCUUGAUUGUCUGUCACAUUUAGCCGCAGACUCUGUAUGA